Molecule: messenger RNA, 1072 nt
Organism: Pteronotus mesoamericanus
Lineage: Eukaryota; Metazoa; Chordata; Mammalia; Chiroptera; Mormoopidae
Gene: CDKN1C
Product: cyclin dependent kinase inhibitor 1C
Exons: 4
Coding region: 158-949 (263 amino acids)
Biological process (GO): negative regulation of cyclin-dependent protein serine/threonine kinase activity; negative regulation of mitotic cell cycle
Cellular component (GO): nucleus
Molecular function (GO): cyclin-dependent protein serine/threonine kinase inhibitor activity
Source: RefSeq, a predicted model, not a curated record
CGUUCCGCAGCCAAGUGCUCUGCGCUCGGUGGGUGCCAGCCAGGCCAGAGCCACCCGAGCGAGCGAGGACAGGCACCGAGGGGGCGCGGCCGCGGCCGGACGACCCAGCGAGCGAGACUCAGGAGCCGUCCACGGCCCGACAGCCAGCGAAUUGGCAAUGGAGCGCCUUGUCUCCCGCCGCACCUAUCCCCAGUUAGCGCGCAGCAGCGCCUGCCGUAGCCUCUUCGGGCCGGUGGACCACGAGGAGCUGAGUCGCGAGCUGCAGAUGCGCCUCGCCGAGCUGACCGCCGAGGACCAGCGCCGCUGGGACUACAACUUCCAGCAGGACGUGCCGCUGCGGGGCCCUGGGCGCCUGCAGUGGACCGAGGUGGACAGCGAGUCCGUGCCCGCCUUCUACCGCGAGACGGUGCAGGUGGGGCGCUGCCGCCUGCUCCUGGCGCCCCGGCCCCGCCCGGAAGGCGCGGGCGCUAGCCCGCCCCCCGGGCCGCCGGCUGACGAGCCCCUCGACGGCCUGGGGGAGGCGCCGGCGUCGCCGGCCAGCGGCCCGGCCGUGGCUCCGGCCCCGGCCCCCGCCGCGGCGCCGCCGGAGAGCGCUGAGCAGGAGGCGGGCCCGCCGCCGCGCAACCAGGAGCCCCUGGCCGAGCCGCUGCACUCAGGGAUAGCGGGGCGCCCCGCGGCUGGCACUGCGGCCACCGCCACCACCGCCGCCGCCGCCGCCGCAGCCACCGCCGCGGCCGCUGCCACCACUGCCGCUGCCGCUGCCGCCGCCGCCGGAGGCGCCGCGAUCAAGAAGCUGCCGGGGCCUCUCAUCUCCGACUUCUUCGCCAAGCGCAAGAGACCUGCGCCUGAGGCCAAGUCGUCCAACGAGGUCCCCGCGGGAUGCAACGCUCCGGGCGGCGCUCCAGCCGUCGGCUCCCCGGAGCAAACCCCGCGCAAGCGGCUGCGAUGAGCCUCGUACCCAAAGAGCCCUGAGGGAGCCCGCUGGGCAGCGGACAGGAGAGGAGCGCUGGGCCUCGGCUGGGACCGUCCAUGUAGCAGCAACCGGCGGCAGCUGCCACGGAGCAGCGUUCGG